Mytilinidion resinicola is the source of this 645-nucleotide messenger RNA. RefSeq lists its product as uncharacterized. The transcript has 2 exons. NCBI's taxonomy places the organism in Eukaryota, Fungi, Ascomycota, Dothideomycetes, Mytilinidiales, Mytilinidiaceae. The record is from RefSeq and is a predicted model, not a curated record. The coding region runs from base 1 to 645 and encodes 214 amino acids.
AUGGCUGCCUCAUUCAGAUCUCUUCAGACGCACUCCAACAUUCGCGUGUUCUUGCAAGCAGAGUUACACAAGCCUGCCAUUAUGGACAGGCCCGGAUGUAACCAUACGUCUAGCCGCCACAAUGCGGUUUGCCCAUGCAAGCACGUGCCAGCUAUGAAAUGGACUAUUCACUACGAUGACCAUCGUCUACUUGAGUAUCUACUGCGUCACCAAACUAGUGGCAAGUUUGAGAACAAGCAUUGGCCGGCUGUUGAUUGGGUAAUUGAAUAUGGCUAUUGCGAAUCCGAAUUCAUCGUUGUGCUUCUACAGUAUGCACAGCGCCUUGGCAAAGACCGUAAUAUCCUCAAAAACCAGAUGACAAGCUUGCUGGAGAGUCAUGUUGGGGGCCUUCAUGCUUAUAGAGUGGAAGCUCAUAAGUCCACAAAUCGAGCUCGAUAUCACUGGGUAUAUGUGGCGACCAAGGCCGAUCUGCAAGUGGUCAAAUUGCUACUCCAGCUCGGAGCAGAUCCCAUAGGUUUGUCAACCUUAGAAACGAAAUGGUCACAGCACGCGAUCCAGCCAUCUUUCCCUGUUCCCCACGUAUUCAGAGUUACGGUUCCGAACAUUCUUAAGGAGUUCAUAAAGUACGGGGCGGAUUUCUCCUAG